UCUCAAGCCUGACACAUCUGGAGUCUCUUCUACCCCGCAAGAAACUUUUUGCGCGUUCAUUCCGCGCACAACCACAAAGCCCUUUUACGCUACAACCGGAGCGCUUUGUUUCGGAGUCUUUUGCGCGUUUUUUUUUUUUUACUCACCAGAGAAGACUACUCGCUCUUUUGUGGCGGGGGAGUGUAAGUUAAGUUAGUUCUACGCGUGGAAGUGGUCGUGGCUGGACGUGAUGAGUGCAGAUGACGCGAGUGGCGCGCCCCCUACUUCCACUUUGACGGUUGCCAGGCAAAGUGACGCUCGCCUCAAGGCAAAUUGACGCGUAAAAGUUGCAUUUUUGUUUAAAAAGAGUAACAUACAUCUGUACUAUAGUGUGGGCCCAUGCUGCUUCUGUCCACCAUCACCAUGGAUGGUGACAUGGGGAGCAACCUUGUCAGCUGAGCGACACCCCUACUUUGUUUUGUUGCAUUUCAUUUUAACCAAGCGUUUUUUGGGAAGUGGCGUUUGGACUAAAUGGUUCCGUACUGAAGUGUUUAAGUCUGAGGGGGGAUUUUUAUUUAUUUAUUUAUUUAAAAAAAACCUAAAAAUAAAGCGUCGGUUUCUUCCCUACAAAGAAUCAUUUGAACCCGCCACCGCAGAGCCAGAGCGACAUAAAUAGUACUGACAUGUGGAUGUAAUUUCACAGGAGGUAAGGGGAGGGACGGCUGCAAAGGGAGCAUAUAGAUUAUACGAAAUUAAAGCCCGGUUGCUGGAUUAUAGAGUUAUCAUUUCGCUAGCAUAAGCACCAAGAAGCCAGACGGAGUGAAAAAAAUAUCUCGUUCUGCUUUGAAGAGAGUUAAGUCGAUUAAAUAAUUCAAAUCUGAGCAUCAUCAGCAUCUUUUGGAGCCCUGCGAGGACUUGAGAGGGGGAAGUGACUGCAGCAGGUCAUCAGUGAUGGGAUCCACUGUGCUCAUGCUGCGCAAUCUGGAUUUGCUUCUCAUCUCACUGCUCUGCACUUUCUGCCUGGCACAUGCAGACGAUGUUCUCACUAAAGAGGAGCAGAUAGCGCUGCUGUUCAAAGCCAAGCGCAAGUGUGAAAGCCUCAUCAAGUCGAGGCACAAAGUUCCCGGUGGCCACUGUGCACCAGAAUGGGAUGGCAUUGUGUGCUGGCCUGAGGGGGCUUCAGGAAAGCUGGUGUCCACCGCAUGCCCAGAGUACAUCUAUGACUUCAAUCAUAGAGGACGAGCUUACCGCCGCUGUGACAGCAACGGAACAUGGGAGCUCUCCACGGCCAACAACAAGACAUGGGCCAAUUACAGUGAAUGUGCAAGGUUCCUUUCCCAUUACAACCAGAACCACGAGAAGGAUGUCUUCCACCGCUUGUACCUCAUCUACACCGUGGGUUACUCCAUCUCCCUGGGAUCGCUCAUGGUGGCAGUGGUCAUCUUGGGAUAUUUCCGACGAUUGCACUGCACCAGGAACUACAUCCACAUGCAUCUUUUCGUGUCCUACAUGCUGAGAGCUGUAAGCAUCUUCGUGAAGGACGUGGUGCUGUAUUCGGGAUCUGCCUUGGAGGUGGAGGAGCGUGUCACAGUGGAAGAUCUCAAGUCCAUCACUGAGGCUCCCCCGUCCAACAAAGCCCACUUUAUUGGCUGCAAGGCAGCUGUAACCUUGUUCAUGUACUUCCUGGCCACCAACUACUACUGGAUCCUGGUGGAGGGUCUGUACCUGCACAGCCUGAUCUUCAUGACCUUCUUCUCGGACCGAAAGUACCUGUGGGGCUUCACUCUGAUCGGAUGGGGCGUCCCGGCUAUGUUUGUGAGCGUCUGGGCGACAGUGAGGGCCACAUUUGCAGACACAGAGUGUUGGGAUUUAAGUGCAGGCAAUUUGAAAUGGAUAUAUCAGGUGCCUAUUCUGGCAGCUGUUGUGGUCAAUUUUAUCUUAUUUCUGAACAUCAUUAGAGUCUUGGCAACCAAACUUCGAGAGACAAAUGCUGGAAGGUGCGACACAAGACAGCAGUACAGAAAGCUGCUGAAGUCCACGUUGGUGCUGAUGCCGUUGUUUGGUGUGCACUACAUCAUAUUCAAUGCCAUGCCAUACACAGAAGUUUCUGGAAUCCCUUGGCAAAUCCAGAUGCACUAUGAGAUGCUCUUCAACUCCUUCCAGGGCUUCCUUGUGGCAAUUAUAUACUGUUUUUGCAACGGGGAGGUUCAAGCUGAAAUCAAGAAGUCAUGGAGCAGGCGGACUCUGGCGUUGGACUUCAAGAGGAAGGCACGCAGCGGCAGCAACACGUACAGCUAUGGGCCCAUGGUGUCGCACACCAGCGUCACCAAUGUUACCGCCAGGGGUCCGCAUGCCCUUCAUCUCACCACCCGGCUGGGGCCGACACCCGUCAACGGACACCGCAACCUGCCGGGCUAUGUCAAGAACGGCUCAGUUUCCGAGAACUCUGCACCCUCGUCAGGCCAGCAAGAGCUCCACGCUGCUGAGGAGCAGCAGGCCUCUGCGCCUUUACCGCCCAGCGAGGAGGAGAAGAAGCCGUUGCCUGUGGUGGUGGUGGAGGAGGAGAGGGAGACGGUCAUGUGACCUCGCAGUGGGGACCACCCUCAUUACAGUGAAUGUCUAACAGUCUGAAAACAGGCUGGCAUUUCUUUUUUACUUUCUUUACGUCCACUGCCAUCAUUUUUUGUGAUCCAUUUGUGCAGACUGAAGUUGCCAGGUAACAGCCUUACUUGUGAAGAUUGAUUUCAAAAUUUAGGAGAAAAAUCAGUGUUAAAGGGGAAGACACUCAGGUAAUUGAAGUCCCUCAGAUUGUUUUUCUACUUUUAUUAUGAAGGAGCAUUUGUCCACAGUGAACAUUUCUGUCAAACAUGAGUCCUCUCUAAGUACGACUGAAUGUGUCAAGUAUCACCCCCAAUAACAUUUCACCUUUUGUUUGGCAACUUUUUAACACUGAGCAAGGUCUCCAAAUACCCUUGGAAUUCCUAGUGGCGGCGCUCAUGUUGCAAGUGGACAAUAACACACUUGUAGAAAUAAAAUCCAGUGCUAUAUAUGCUGCUUACUGAUGUACAUACAAGUCACAAUGUUUACAAAGACUUUCUAAUUGUGAGCUAAUGUCAUCGUCUUUUUGCCAAAAUGAGUUUUUUUUGUGUAUAUAGUUUUUGUUUUAUGUGACCACAUCGGUGAUAUUUACAAACGAGCAUUUUGACAUUCCGUGUGAGAUCUUAAAAGCUGCCGCCGCACUAAAGGCUUGGUUUUAUUACAGAGGAACCCAAAGAGAAUAGUAAGUUCAAUAAGUUCUUCUGUUUACAUGGACCAAUUCAGCAAUUAAAUGUUAUACAGGUCGUCAGUGUGUUGGUAUUAUGAAGACAGAACUGGACAUCGCAGCUGUCUUUCAUGGAGUCAUGGUUUUUGGGCCACACAACUGCCCAGCUUUUUGGGCUAGUUAGCAUCGCAAUUCUAAAUAGCAUGUUUUAGCCCGCCAGGAACUGGAGUACAACAUAACCUUCCGACAUUUCCAUACGGACCAAGUCAACAGACGGACAGACCCCAAAUCCCUUUGUCCGCAUGAUUUUGGAGAAUUUUGUACAAAAAAGUACUGUGAUUACAGUGGAACCUCGAAUUUUCAACUUAAAUGCGCUGUCCCUCUUCAGCUCCAAACUACCCUUUUUUUCAACCAAAAAAUGAGAACCCCCCCCGCCAGCUAGCAUAUGUUACCAAUAGUGGUUUAAAAGAACACACUUCAACAAAUAAAUGUCUAAAUGUUGUUCAGCCGGAAUAAAAUGAUUAGCAUUCCUGGCUUUCACUCGCCGCUGUCUCGUGCACCCGUGCAUGUCCGUGACGCUUGUCUCGGAGAAGCGGCUGACAAUUUGGAGUCAUUGUGUGUUCGUGAUAAGCUAUACAUCGCUGACAUUAGUAGCUAAACUUUGCCAAAUCGCUAUCAUGAGCUGACAACAAACAUGAGCCAUGGCUUGCGAUGUUGGAAAAGCACAUUCAAAAAUUAGCAACCCCCCGUGCAGUACGGCCGGCAGCACUUUUAAUUAGGUUGGUUGACAUCAGAUUUGUUUGGAUUAAGAAUCAAUUUUUAGAAUUCGAAAUAAUAUAUAGUGAAUGGAAAUUCUGCUAAACUUUAGGAGAGUAGUUGGGUAUUUUUCUGAAAAUUGUUUGGACUUCAAAAAGUUCCACUUAAUAUUUUCCCAAUAACUUGUCAGACUCUGAGAUGUACAAAUUUAGAGACCUUUCAAUUUGGAAGUCUUUUGUCCAAGGCACUCUAGGGGCAUUUGAAUUUGGAGGCCUAUUUUUCACUGAACUGCAAAGUUCAACUUCAGAAUCAUAAGUUUCUCAAAUAUGUAGUUGUACUCCGAAAUGCACAACCUUAGGAGGUGAAUUGGAGGUCUAUUUUCCCCACAAAUUUUAGUUGAACUCAGAAAUGUAUUGCCUUAGAGUCCAUGGACUUUUUUCCAACAAAAUUUGGUUGAACUUCAGAAUGUUCCACUUCACAAUAUUUUUUUCUUCCCCAAAAUUUAAUCCAAAAUGUACAAACUCAGAGGCGAUCCACUCCAGAAACAUAGUUUUCCCCAAAAUGUGGUUGAACUCAGAAAUGUGUAACUUUAGAGGUUCCACUGUAGUAGAAAACGGACUUAUUUCAUUUGUUGGAUUAAUUGUUUUACUGUCUUAUGAUUUCACUCUGUGGCAAAAGUCACAUUUUAUGAAAUGCAGUCCUACAUUUUUAAUACAAUUUCCUGCUAAAUUCGGUUAAGAACAUUUGGAAAGUUAUUUUAUCUUUUUAAAGCUCAAAAUGAUUGCAUUUCUUGGCCAUUUUUACUUUUGAUAUCAUAAAGCGAGCUGUUGUUGAAUUGGGUCAUCUGAGGCAAAGUCAUCUUGCUGGACAUCUUUAAUGAAGAGUGCAGUACCACAGCAUGGAUGUCUAUUGUUACUACACAAGCACUUUAUCAUCAGUAUUAUUCUUCUCCAUCUAAUCCAGUAUUCUCUUCUGAUUAUAUCAAAUGAUUGUGGUUUUUCCCGGUUGAUAGAUCAUAGAGCUAAAGGUCAAAGUGUAUUUUUAAUAAUACCUCUCAUGGAAGUAUAGAAGAGUUGUCUUAUUAUGUGUUUUAUUAUCCCGUUGCCACGGAGACGUGGGGCCCAGUGUACAUAUGAGUGUGUUUAAUGUUGCAGCGUGACAAUAAAAGGUGUUUGGUGUAAGAUGCUUUCCUGAGACAUGAAUUUGGGUAAAAAGAAUAUUCUAUACAAAAACAGGAAGUAGUGUAUCCAUGAGUUCACUUUGGAGCUUUCUUAGCU
Molecule: messenger RNA, 5274 nt
Organism: Dunckerocampus dactyliophorus (ringed pipefish)
Lineage: Eukaryota; Metazoa; Chordata; Actinopteri; Syngnathiformes; Syngnathidae
Gene: pth1r
Product: parathyroid hormone 1 receptor
Exons: 13
Coding region: 931-2562 (543 amino acids)
Biological process (GO): intracellular calcium ion homeostasis; adenylate cyclase-activating G protein-coupled receptor signaling pathway; cell surface receptor signaling pathway
Cellular component (GO): plasma membrane
Molecular function (GO): G protein-coupled peptide receptor activity; parathyroid hormone receptor activity; peptide hormone binding
Source: RefSeq, a predicted model, not a curated record